Molecule: messenger RNA, 5437 nt
Organism: Kogia breviceps (pygmy sperm whale)
Lineage: Eukaryota; Metazoa; Chordata; Mammalia; Artiodactyla; Physeteridae
Gene: GCC2
Product: GRIP and coiled-coil domain containing 2
Biological process (GO): late endosome to Golgi transport
Cellular component (GO): Golgi apparatus
Source: RefSeq, a predicted model, not a curated record
GGCCGGCGGAGAAGCGCGACCUUUGACCCGUGGCGGGGCUCCGUGGGAGUCGGCGGGCGGAAGUGCGGGCUGCGGGUGGCCAUGGAGGAGCCUGUUCACGACGGGGUGGCCUCGCCGGCCCCUCCUGGGACCGGGAAAUCCAAGCUGGAAACAUUGCCCAAGGAAGAUCUUAUCAAGUUUGCUAAGAAGCAGAUGAUGCUAAUACAGAAAGCUAAAUCAAGAUGCACAGAAUUGGAGAAAGAAAUUGAAGAAUUGAGAUCGAAACCUGUUGCUGGAGGAACUGAUUAUAUUAUUAAGGCAUUGACCAUACGUCUGGAUGCUAUUCUUUUGGAAAAAGCAGAGACUGAGCAACAGUGUGUUUCUUUGAAGAAGGAAAAUAUUAAAAUGAAGCAAGAGUUUGAGGAUUCUGUAACUAAGUUGGAAGAUGUGCACAGGGAGUUUGAACAAUCACAAAGAAACUAUGUGAAAGAAAUGGAAAAUUUGAAAAAUGAAUUAAUGGCAGUACAUUCCAAAUACAAUAACGAUAAAGCUGGUUGGCAAAAGGAACUGGAAGAAGCAGCAAAAAAACAAUUAGAGCUUUCAAAACAAAUCAAAUUUCAGAGUGAUUCUGAAGAUAAUGUUAAAAAACUACAGGAAGAGAUUCAGAAAAUUAAGCCAGCCUUUGAGGAGCAGAUUUUAUGUCUGCAAAAGCAGUUAGAAGUUGCCACAAAUGAAAAGGAGCGAGAAAUUACUCAUCUCCAAGGAGUCACUGAGGCUAAUUCUCAGCAGUACCGAAAAGAAAUUAAUAGUUUGCAAGAAGAACUUUUACAGUUGAAAUCUACACACCAAGAAGAGGUGAAAGAAUUGAAGUGCCAAAUUGAAGCAGCUGCUAAAGAACACGAAGCAGAAGUAAAUCAUUUAAACCAGCUAAAGGAGAACUUAGUCAGACAGUGUGAGGCAAGUGAGAAGAACCUUCAGGAGAAAUGUGAAUUAGAUAACGCAAACCAGGAAAAUCAGAUGUGUUCUUUGCUCUUACAGGAAGAUACUCUUAUAGAACACGCAGUUAAUGAAAAAGUCAAACACUUAGAAGAUACCCUAAAAGAACUGAAGUCUCAACAUAGCAUCUUAAAAGACGAGUUAACUUACAUGAAUAAUCUUAAAUUAAAACUUGAAAUUGACGCCCAGCAUACAAAGGAUGAGUAUUUUCACGAACGGGAAGAUUUAGAGUUUAAAAUUAAUGAAUUAUUACUAGCUAAAGAAGAACAGGGGUGUGUAAUUGAAAAAUUAAAAUCUGAGCUAGAAGAUUCAAAUAAACAAUUUUGCUGUACCAUAGAACAACAGAACAAAGAAGUACAGAUUCUUAAGGAACAACAUCAAAAAGAAAUAUCAGAACUAAAUGAGGCAUUAUUGUCAGGUUCAGAAAAAGAAAAAUUAACAUUGAUGUUUGAAAUACAGGGUCUUAAGGAACAGUGUGAAAACCUACAACAAGAAAAGCAAGAAGCAAUUUUAAAUUAUGAGAGUUUACGAGAGAUUAUGGAAAUUUUACAAACAGAGUUGGGGGAAUCUGCUGGAAAAAUAAGUCAAGAAUUUGAAUCAAUGAAGCAACAGCAAGCAUCUGAUGUUAAUGAACUUCAGCAGAAGCUCAGAACCGCAUUUAAUGAAAAAGAUGCUCUUCUUGAAACCGUGAAUCGUCUCCAGAGGGAAAAUGAAAAGUUAUUAACACAGCAACAAAUUGCGCCAGAACUUGAAAAUACCAUAAAGAACCUUCAAGAAAAGAAUGAAGUGUAUUUAGUUAGUCUCAGUCAGAGAGAUACCAUGUUACAAGAAUUUGAAGCAAAGAUAAGUUCUCUUACUGAGGAAAAAUAUGAUCUCAUAAGUAAAAUUAAAAGUUCUCAUGAAGAGGUGGAGACUGUCUAUCACAAACAUGAAAGGGGAGAAAGGUUUAGUGUAGGACCCAGGGAGAAAGUGGAGCAGACUACCCAGUACAACAGUGAGCUAGAACAAAAGGUAAAUGAAUUAACAGCACAACUAGAAGAAACCUUGAAAGAAAAGGAUCAAAAUGACAAAAAACUGGAAAAGCUUAUGGCUCAGUUGAAAACUCUCUCUGAAGACCAGGAAGCAGUGUCAUCUGAAGUGAAGUCUCUUCAUGAGGAAAAUGGUAGACUGAGUUCAGAAAAGAACCAGUUGAGCAGGGAUUUGGAAGCUCUCCUGUCUCAAAAAGAAGGAGAUUUUAUGCUGAAGGAGCAGAUUUCUGAAUUAGAAAAGAAACUUCAGUUAACAGUUGAAGAAAGAGAUCAUUUAAAUAAACUGUUGGAAAAUGAGCAAGUUCAGAAGUUAUUUGUCAGAGCUCAGUUGUGUGGUUUCCUUGAACAAAUGGAGUCAAAAGUUUCAGAAAAAAGUGAAGAACAAGAUGUUGUAAGUGUCCUACAAGCUGUAGGUGAAUCCUUAGCUAAAAUAAAUGAAGAAAAACACAACUUGGUCUUCCAAUAUGGUAAAAGGGUAGCAGAGUUAGAAAAAGAGAUUAAGUUCCUCCAAGAAGAGAAUGUGAUUCAAUGUGAGGAACUUAGGUCUUUACUAAGAGACCAUGAGCUAGAGAAAGCUCUCUUAAGGAAAGAGUUAGAAGAAACCCUCUUGGAAAAAGAGGCCCUGCAGUCUGAUCUUCUAGAAAUGAAGAAUGCUAAUGAACAAACAAGGCUUGAAAAUCAGAAUCUCCUAAUUCAAGUUGAAGAAUUAUCUCAAAAAUUAUGUAGCAAAAAUGAAAACCAUAAUGAAAAAGAAAAAUAUUUUAUAAAGGAACUUGAAAACCUAAGGCCAUUACUAGAACAAAAAGAAUCAGAAUUGCAAGAUGUGAGAGCAGAGUUGAUAUCAUUAAAGGAUUCUUUAGAGAAAUCACCUUCUGUAGAAAGUGAUCAACCUUCAGUAAAAGAGUUUGAAGAAAAAAUAGCAUAUCUGGAAGAAGAAUGCAAAGACAAAGAGGAGAAAAUAGAGAAGUUAAAACUAGUUGCUUUGAAGGCAAAGAAAGAACUAGGUUCCAGCAGAAAAGAGGCUCAGACGCUACGGGAAGAACUUGAAUCUGUUCGCUCAGAAAGGGAUCAGGUGUCUACUUCCAUGAGAGAUCUCAUUCAAGGAGCAGAAAGCUAUAAGAAUCUUGUAUUGGAAUAUGAUAAGCAGUCAGAGCAGUUGGAUCUGGAGAAAGAACGGGCUAAAAAUUUUGAGCACCAAGUAGAAGACCUUACAAGACAAUUAAGGAAUCUGGCUUUUCAGUGUGAAAAAGUAAACUCAGAUAAUGAAGACCUCCUGGCCCGUAUUGAGACACUGCAGUCUAAUACCCGGUUAUUAGAAGUGCAGAUUUUGGAAGUCCACAAAGCCAAGGCCAUGGCAGACAAAGAGUUGGAAGCUGAAAAACUUCAGAAAGAGCAGAAAAUAAAGGAGCAUGCCAGUUCUGUAAACGAACUUGAAGAGCUUCAGCUACAACUGCAAAAGGAAAAGAAACAGCUGCAGAAAACCAUGCAAGAAUUAGAGCUGGUUAGAAAGGAUGCCCAACAGACCACACUGAUGAACAUGGAAAUUGCUGAUUACGAACGUUUGGUGAAAGAAUUAAAUCAGAAGUUAGCUAAUAAGAGCAGCAAGAUAGAAGAUUUGGAACAAGAAAUAAAAAUCCAAAAACAGAAGCAAGAAACCCUGCAGGAAGAAAUGACUUCGCUGCAGGCUUCAGUACAACAGUAUGAGGAAAAAAACACCAAAAUCAAGCAGUUGCUUGUGAAAACCAAAAAAGAACUGGCAGAUUCAAAGCAAGCGGAAACUGAUCACUUAAUACUUCAAGGGUCUUUAAAGGGCGAGCUGGAGGCAAGCCAGCAGCAAGUAGAAGUGUAUAAAAUUCAGCUGGCGGAAAUGACGUCGGAGAAGCACAAAGCUCACCAGCACCUGAAGGCAUCCGCGGACCAGCAGCAGCGCAUGCUGGGUGCCUACCAGCAGAGGGUGGCGGCCCUGCAGGAGGAGUGCCGCACGGCCAGGGCAGAACAAGCUGCUGUCACCUCUGAAUUUGAGAGCUACAAAGUCCGAGUUCACAACGUUCUAAAACAACAGAAAAAUAAGUCUGUGUCUCAGACUGAGACCAACGGAGCCAAACAAGAAAGAGAUCAUCUGGAAAUGCUGGUCGACCAACUAAAGAUCAAAUUACAAGACACCCAAAAUAACUUACAGAUCAACGUCUCUGAACUGCAGACCUUGCAGUCUGAACACAACGCCCUGCUAGAAAGGCACAACAGGAUGCUGCAGGAGACCGUGUCCAAGGAGACUGGGCUCCGAGAGAAGCUGUGCGCCGUGCAGUCGGAGAACUCCGCGAUCAAGUCUGAGCACGCACAGACCGUGAGCCAGCUCUCGGCCCAGCACGAGGCCCUGCGUGGCAGCUUCCGAGACCAGGUGCUGCAGCUGCAGGAGGAGCACCGGCGGACGGUGGAGACGCUGCGGCAGCAGCUGGCCAGGCUGGAGGCCCAGCUCUUCCAGCUCCGGAGCGAGCCGUCCACAAGAAGCCCAGCUUCUUCCCAGCCACCUCCGAGGAGCCUUCGAGAAAGGAGAAGCACAGACCUCCCGCUUCUGGAUGUGCCGGCCACGACCCGGGAGGAGGGGGAGGGGAUGGAGACCACGGACGGCGAGUCCGCGUCUUCUGCCGGCGUCCACGCACAGUCCUUAGAGCAGCUGCUCCGUCCUCCCGAAGCCAGGCUCGAGCCUCCUUCCUGGCACGCUGAAUUCACCAAAGAAGAAUUGGUUCAGAAGCUCAGUUCCACCACAAAAAGUGCCGACCACUUAAACGGGCUGCUUCGGGAAACAGAAGCCACCAACGCCAUCCUCAUGGAGCAGAUUAAGCUUCUGAAGAGUGAAAUAAGGCGGCUGGAGAGGAACCAGGCGCGAGAGCAGUCGGCCGCCAACCUGGAAUACCUGAAGAACGUGCUGCUGCAGUUCAUCCUCCUGAAGCCGGGAAGCGAGCGGGCCCGGCUGCUGCCCGUCGUGGACACGAUGCUGCAGCUCAGCCCCGAGGAGAAGGCCAGGCUGGCCGCGGCCGCCCAAGGUGAGGAGGAGAAUGCUUCCCGCUCCUCCGGCUGGGCGUCCUAUCUGCACAGCUGGUCUGGACUUCGAUAGACCGACGGGAGAGGCAUUAUUUAUUAACCAAAUAGAAUCCAUUCGGCAAAAAAGGUUCACGUAUAUGGCUGUCGUUCUUUUGUCCAGAAGCGUGUAUACAUAAGUCACGUCUCCGUGUGUGUGUUCAUACGUGUGUCUGAUGGGUUUAAAAGGCUCGGCCCGUGGUGAACUCCAGCAGGUGGAGUGUGGGAGGGGCCGUGGCCCAGGGACCCUGCCCCUCCCCGCCGCCGCCAGACCCAGGGGCCACGCGGCCACCCCACUCCCCCCUCCGGGCCCUCAGGCCACCUGCGUCGGGGCCGCACUGUGAAUUCUGAAGUUA